Molecule: messenger RNA, 900 nt
Organism: Ipomoea nil (Japanese morning glory)
Lineage: Eukaryota; Viridiplantae; Streptophyta; Magnoliopsida; Solanales; Convolvulaceae
Product: UPF0235 protein C15orf40 homolog
Exons: 3
Coding region: 230-619 (129 amino acids)
Source: RefSeq, a predicted model, not a curated record
CACACGAUCAGUCUUAGACAAGGCAUCCCUAGCUAAGAAAUGGGCGACCUUGUUCGCGGACCGUUUAACAAACAAAAAGCUGAGAUUAGCAAAAUCCCUAGCUAGUAAAAUUCUAAGAAUCAGAUUUGGACUACUAAACAGCAAAACGACAGCCGCGACUGAAACUCGACGCCGGUAGUUUCGGCUCUGAAAACUCACAAAUACAAAUCCAGCGAAGAUUAACAGAAAGAUGGCUCCAUCGAAGAAAGGCAAAAACAAAGGCAACUCAGCCACCGAGUCAACUCAGUCUACCCAAUCUCCGACCUCCAAAUACCCGGCUUGCCUCCGCGUCGUCGCUCCGUCCUCCGUCGCAAUAACCAUCCACGCCAAGCCCGGCUCCAAAAUCGCCACCAUCACUGAUUUGAGCGACGAAGCUGUUGGAGUCCAAAUUGAUGCGCCUGCAAAAGAUGGCGAAGCGAAUGCCGCGCUUCUCGACUACAUUAGCUCCGUUAUUGGUGUAAAACGAAGGCAAGUUUCCAUAGGUUCAGGGUCAAAGUCUAGAGAUAAGGUUGUGAUUGUGGAGGAAGUAAAUGUACAGACCGUCUUUGAUGCUCUGGACAAAGCUUCGAAGAGCCCUUGAAGUACAGCGCGCCAGAGAGGUUUUGAAGGAAUGCUCAAAACCUGUUAACCUAUGGAAACAUCUGCAGGUUGUUUGGAAUAUUGUGGUUGUAAGGUUAUGCUUAUAUCUAGACUAGAUUUUGAGGACAUCAUCGCCUGCUCAUAAUAUCACCAGAUUUGUAUCUUGUUUUGUUUCCUACUAACUUCAAUAUUUAUUCUGAUAGUAAUCAGUUGUUAUCACGGAUCAAAAAGAGCCAGAAUCAUGUGUAUUUGUCUAUUCUAAUAAGGAAAAUGAUAACUGAA